Messenger RNA from Odontomachus brunneus, 4862 nucleotides. Its product is annotated as phosphatidylinositol-glycan biosynthesis class W protein-like. NCBI's taxonomy places the organism in Eukaryota, Metazoa, Arthropoda, Insecta, Hymenoptera, Formicidae. The record is from RefSeq and is a predicted model, not a curated record. Gene Ontology annotation, biological process: protein localization to plasma membrane; GPI anchor biosynthetic process. Gene Ontology annotation, cellular component: endoplasmic reticulum; membrane. Bases 152 to 1729 code for a protein of 525 amino acids. The transcript is spliced from 2 exons. Gene Ontology annotation, molecular function: glucosaminyl-phosphatidylinositol O-acyltransferase activity.
UGCGAUAUGCACUAGAUAUUUAAUACGUAUUCGUCAUACAUGUUUUGAGGGAACGGAUUAACGAAUUAACAGGAUUAUUUACAACAGAGAGAGAGAGAGAGAGAGUAAGUUUGUUGCACCAGAACGUCAGAAGUUCGAUGUUUCGAUAACAAUGGCAAUGGCGUCGCCGGUGAACGAGGAACAAUACCGACGCGAGCAAGAAGCGUUUGUUUCCAAUCAUGGAGGUACGACGCCGCAAGAAAUUAUUUACACGCUUCUGCCGAACGUUUGCAGUGUCCUGUUGACAACGACGAUUUUGGGAGUCUUUAGGAAUUACACUAACAAGAACGUCAGAGUCCUCGUAGAGUUCGUACUAACUGUCAUACCGACUAUUUUGUGUUGUACCGUGUUGUCAGAAUACGUCGGUACCGUAUGCCUCGUAAUGGUAUUCGUUUCUGCAGUAAAUAUAUUGCUGCUCGCAAACAAGGGAUCCAGUUUCCUCGAUUCACCUGUGCCGGUUACCGAUAAGAGACCUUUCAUAACGAAUUUUCGUGCGUUAACCAACAUAAUAACUGCCAUUUGUAUAUUGGCUGUUGACUUCCAAAUCUUCCCUCGGAAGUUUGCCAAAACAGAAACGUUUGGAUACAGUUUGAUGGAUACGGGAGUCGGGUUGUUUAUGUUAGCUAACGCGUUGGUUGCACCGGAGGCUCGAAACGUCUCUGGCCAUCGACAGGCAGGUUUUCGAAAAACUCUAAAGAAAAAUAUGACAAAUUGUGUCCGAAGUUGUCUGCCUCUUUUGCUAUUAGGACUCGGACGUUUAGUUAUUGUCGAAUAUUUAGUGUAUCAGAAACACGUCACUGAGUAUGGAACUCAUUGGAACUUCUUCAUAACAUUGGCUGUGGUAAAAUUGUUCACUAGUAUGAUAACCAGCACUAUCAGCUCUGAGUAUUCAUUAUAUUCAGGUAUUUGGAUAUUAGGGAUGCAUGAAUAUAUUAUGAAUACCACAGAUCUGCUGACGUGGGUUUUGAAUAGUGAGCCGAGAAAUGAUUUCUUUUCUGCUAAUCGAGAGGGCUUAAUUUCUAUACCUGGUUAUGUAGGAUUGUACUUCAUUGGCGUAGCCAUCGGGAGAUUGAUACACUCGACAUAUCAGAACAUGCAUACAGAAUGCACGCUGCUGCACACUUAUAGAGAUAUCUCUAUGAAAGCGUUAAGUUUCCUAUUGGGUGCAAACUAUAAUAAGUCUAUGACGUUGUGUAUUAAGUUAUCCUUGAUAUCUGCACAAGCUUGUAUCGCGACAAUAUUCUGCGCUUUGUAUUUUAACGUCUCAAGAAGACUGGCUAAUAUCGGGUACUGCGCAUGGAUAUUAACAUUAACAACUGUUCUGCUUACUCUCCUGCUGUUUGUAGAAAUUUUGUUGGAUAUAACCAAUUACAUGGUGAGUGAGUCACGUGUCGAGAGUAAAACAGGGAAAUUGCGUAGAAAUUUACGAUUAAAUUUAAAGAAACAUGUGGAAAAUAAGAGAGAAGAGAACUGUGUGGUCGGAAGGACCUUGGAGAUUUUCGAUGCUGUUAAUUACCACGGCCUAUUUUUCUUUCUUCUCAGCAACCUCUUGACUGGACUUGUUAACAUGUCGGUGUAUACAUUGUAUGCGAAAGAACCAACAGCUCUAUCAAUAUUAAUUGUAUACAUGGCUGUGAAUGUAUUUUCAAUAUUGAUACUUUAUAGGUCACAAAUAUCAUUUAAAUUAUAAAAUGUAUAUAUAUGAAGAUAAUAUUCCCGUUUUUUAUGGAUUUAUAAUUUCCGGUUGAUUUCUUGAUCGUACUGGAGAUUCAGUAUUCUUCCAUGAGCGUAAUAUUACAUAAACGAAGAUAUGCCAUGUAAUGUAUAAGCAAAAAAGAACUCAGUGUUCCAUAUACGUAUUACACUCCAUAUUGCUAAAUAGAUAUGUGUGUCGUGUGUAUGCAACUAAGUAGUACACAAGAGGAAUUUGUACUAAAAUAUGUAAGAAUUAAGAGAAAUUACUGCCAAAUGCAACUCAUACAUAUCAAAAUUUAUUAAGCAUUCACUAUUAUUAUUUAUUAAAAUAAGUAUGUACACUUUCUCUCGUAUAAAAAUAAGUAAAGAGAAUUUUCUCGGUAACAAAUUUAAAAUUUAGUGCGUGUUCAGAUCACACCAUCCCUCGUACUAUUACCAUACGCACAAUUGUUUUUAUUUAGUACCUAAAUCUUGUUCAUAACUCAUCUUUGGAUAAUAUAUCCGACUUCUGUCGUAAUCGAAUUACUUCUUCGGCUUUAGGAGUACUCGUUGGCUUUUUAUUAUUUGUCGGCUUGGUGUCAUUAUGCACUCCAGCAUGAUAAUCGUUGUUGAGGAACUUCUUGAACGCAUUAUGAUACUUUACGUGAUUUCUCGCAAGUGAUACGAUUCUCAGGAAUUCUUUCACGUCGAAGCUAUAGUUUGUAAAUUUCGCAUGAGCUCCACCAUCAGGAUGUGUGCCCUGUAAAUUAAGUAUGAUAAUGAUAAUAAUGAUAAUCGUAAUCAUAAUAACGAUGAUUAUUAUUAUGAUAAUAAUGGAUAUGCUCAUUAAUGCGAUAUAAUAGUACUCUCAGGGUAUUAACAUGGUCCCGGAUUAAACGCAUUCUAUCAUGUCAGAAGAAAUACUGCAGAAAGAUCGCUAAGAAAACGCAGCUUAGUACGCAACUAAAUUCAUUCAAAAUAUUUCCGAUCGUUAUGCAAAUUUUAGUCAACAAACUUGAUGUAGUUUCCUUCAACCGCCAACUUAAGAUUAUGUUUGUCAUCAAGUUUUCGGUCCCAACCGGUAGGAAUCGAGGAAUCCGAGUAUUAAGAUGUAUAAUUGUGACAAAUAUUGUAUACACUCAAUAUAUCACUUUAGCAAAAGGUCGUAAUAUGAACGUACCGGAUCCUGUUGCACUAAUUUCGUUGUAUUUUCCCAUGUGAAAUAUUUCACACCUCUCAGACGUGCAAGAUCUUUGUAGCAGUUAGGAUCUUCGCAAUUGUAUCUGAGGAAAAUAAUCGGAAUUUAGAAUCAAGCAUCUUUUUUAAAGUGAAUUAACAUUUUGGAAAAUGAUUAAUCGUAUUUUUUAAGCUGCUCACAUUUCGAAUACAGCCGCCCAAUCUGGUAGGAACAUCAAAUGCGUCAAUCCAGCACCGUGUAUGCCAAUGUAAAUGUCUGAAUUCCUCGUGAUUUCCAGCUGCUUCUUAAAUGGCAUAUUUUUAUUAUACACUACCUGUAAAAACAAAUUAAUCAUAAGUUAUAAUGUAGUAUACUAUAGAUUAUUAUAAACUAUUCUGUGUAGUGGAAGUUUUACCUUUUUAACGGUGUAUUCCGAAUUUUUCCGCAAAGCUUUCACCAACUCAUCUUCGUUCAAGAUCUUUCUGUAGCGAGUGUCUCUACUUAACAAUGUAACGUGGAUCUUUCGAUCCUUCCUUUCGUGAAGAGGUAUUCGAAGUCGGUAUAGCACAUGAUCGCCAAAGGCUUUGAACAAUCCGGAAUUUUCACAGCCAUAAAUCUAAAAAAAAACGUACUCUUUGAAUUAAUGAUGUUCCUUUGAAUAUCUCAGUGAAAGAAUAUACAAUUGGGCAGUACUAGUGGUGUGUUAUAGUAAAGGCCGAAUAUCAUUCGCGGCAACAAGGGAAACACUAGAUUCCUGAAGCACACAGUCUUGCCUCGGAACGUUGUCAAGUCCCACAGUGGAUUUUUCGUGAACACAUCGAAGGUGUCUUGAAACGCCGACCGAUAACUGAAAGCAUAAUUAUGGCUCGACAUCUAACAGUUCGUGGCCUUCAUUUUACGUUCGUGCCAGUUACCUAUAACUUUCCCAGAUCAUUAUAUGAUUGUCAGUGUUGAAGGCAGAUGGGUGCGAGAGAUUCACGUGCAAUGAUGCAUAUAAGUUGAAGAAGUCGCAAAAGUGAUGGUACAUAUUCACUACUAAAAAUCAAGCGCGAUUUUAACAAGAUGACUAACGUGAGCGAUUUAUUCGGGAGAACUUUUCGAACUCACUAGCGUCUAUUUUCAUGAUGAAAGUCGGUUUUUCAAUAACCACGUUGCAAUCGCCAUGAACAAUCGGCCGACGGGAUAGUUUACGGAAAUUUCGCAAUUCAGGUCCCCAAGAUUGCAGCGGGCUUAUGUGAUCCGCAUUUUCUUGCAGUCUCCUUUCGUUCAGCCUGAUCGCGGAGGAGAGAGUUAGAUACUUUCGAAUUUCUCGCGAAGGUGAUCUGCUUUGCUCGCUGAUAUUCGACUUACGUGCAGUAGCCACCUAUUUGGCCUUCUUUUAAAACAUCCAUUUUAUAUCGUAUUGGUUCUUUCCGAUUUAACAAAUCCGUGAAAUUUAGCAUCACAUUUCUCGCCCUACAGAACCUCAUGUGCUCUGAACACUCCAACGAUGAAUCUUCCUAAAAAAUAAAAUGCGAUUAAGCAAGAUAGAUCACGAUUUGCGCACGAAAUAUAAGUGUGUAAUUGUAGCAGUCAUAGUAUGAUUUAGUAUUUGCAUCAACAGACGAUAAAAAAAAGCACAUAAUAAGACGCGAAAUUCGAUUAGCUAUUCCAUCUUUAUUUUUACUUCACACGAUGUCGGACUCCUAUUAUGAUGUAGUGACCUCACCACAAAUAAUGGCUCGCAUAAUAACAUCAACUCUUUUCUUUGUUCGCGCACAUAUCCAAAGUCGCCUUGCGCGUAAUACGUAUCCAAUUGAGCUUUUUUUGUAUUGACCCAUCCUUUAUGAUCUCCUGGACAGUGUGGGACGGAAAAAGAAUUUUCCGCUUUACAGUCUUGCUCGUAGCCCCAACAAGCUUUUGUACCGACAAUAUCCUGAAAUUUAUGAAAAAAUAAAUAAAUAAAUGGAUGAAUAAAUGAAUGAAAAAUUUA